GAAGCUGGACUGGGUUUAUCUGUCCUGAGCUCUCAGAAAUAUCACAGACAAAAAGAAAGACAAAACUAAAAACGAGAUCAACACGGGUUAAUUCGUGAAUACACUGCCACUGAGGGUCAGCGACAGAACUUGCACCGGGAGUCGAUCUGCGGUGGAUAUUCUGGCGUUGGACCUGAACAGAGGCGAGGGGAUGGUGAGUUUCGGAGGGCGCAUCGCCCGGCGUGUCUGACUGCGCGGAGCGGAGCGGCUGCGUUGCCCGGCCAGCAUCACGGAUCGCUGACAUCUGAGAGGAGUCGCGGAUCCAGGCACAGGAGGCCUUGAGGACUGGGGCAGUGCUGAUUUUCUGGAAGAGCCCCGUACCCCCUUCGGUCUGCACCCUUCAGGAGGUGAUCUCCGGGAGUGAGCGCGGUGUCAGGACGUCAGAGGUCAGGAGGAUGCGUGCCGGGCUGUGAGCCUCAGGGCGGAUUUGGGGCAACCAUGCUGCCGGGGGUGGGGGUGUUUGGGACGGGGAGCACGGCCCGGGUGCUGGUUCCGCUGCUGCGAAGCGAGGGAUUCGUGGUGCAGGCGGUUUGGGGGCGCACGGAUGAGGAGGCGCGGACGCUGUCACAGGAGCUGGGGAUCCCCUUCUACACCAGCCACACUGACGAUGUGCUGCUGCACCCCGACGUCGACCUCGUCUGCAUCAACAUCCCCCCUCCCCUCACCCGCCAGAUCGCUGUCAAAGCCCUCGGUAUCGGUAAGAACGUGAUCUGCGAGAAGGCCGCCACGUCGGCGGACGCCUUCAAGAUGGUGACGGCGUCGCGGUACUACCCGCAGCUGAUGAGCCUGAUGGGCAGCGUGCUGCGUUUCCUGCCGGUGUUCGUACGCAUGAAGCGGCUGCUGGAGGAGGGCUUCGUGGGCGAGGUGCAGGUGUGCGACGCGCGCGUGUACUGGGGCAGCCUGCUCAGCGACACCUACAGCUGGAUCUGCGACGAGCUGAUGGGCGGCGGCGGCCUGCACACCAUGGGCUCCUACAUCGUGGACCUGCUGAGUCACCUGACCGGCCGGCGCGCCCACCGCGUGCACGGCCUGCUGCGCACCUUCGUGCGGCAGAACGGCGCCAUCCGUGGGAUCCGCCGCGUCACCAGCGACGACUUCUGCUUCUUCCAGAUGCUGAUGGGCGGGGCCGGGGGCGGGGCCGGAGGCGCAGGGGGCGUGUGCUGCACCGUCACUCUGAACUUCAACAUGCCGGGCGCCUUUGUGCACGAGGUGAUGGUGGUGGGGUCAGCGGGGAGGCUGGUCGCCCGGGGAACGGACCUGUACGGGCAGAGGAACGGGGCGUGCCAGGAGGAGCUGCUGCUGGCUGACGCCCAGGGGCAGGGCGUGGUGGGGGCGGGGCCGCUGGAGAAAGGGAUGCGGGACAUCCCCUUGCCCUACCUGAAGGGCAUGGCCUGCAUGGUGCAGGCACUACGUGUGUCCUUCCUGGGCCAGGAGGACCGGCGCACCUGGGACCCCAAGCCCAUGGCCAUGGCCGCCACCUUCGAGGACGGGCUGUACGUGCAGACCGUGGUGGACGCCAUCAAGAAGUCGAGCCGCACGGGGGAGUGGGAGCGUGUGGAGGUGAUGACCGAGGAGCCCGACGCCAACCACAACCUGUGUGAGGCGCUGCAGAGGAACAACCCCUGAGUGGCGGGACACACACACGCACACACACCCAU
Megalops cyprinoides (Indo-Pacific tarpon) is the source of this 1697-nucleotide messenger RNA. RefSeq names its product glucose-fructose oxidoreductase domain containing 2 (gene gfod2). Gene Ontology annotation, molecular function: nucleotide binding. The transcript is spliced from 3 exons. The record is from RefSeq and is a predicted model, not a curated record. NCBI's taxonomy places the organism in Eukaryota, Metazoa, Chordata, Actinopteri, Elopiformes, Megalopidae. Bases 478 to 1665 code for a protein of 395 amino acids.